This is a messenger RNA of Zingiber officinale, 4062 nucleotides long. RefSeq names its product protein SEMI-ROLLED LEAF 2-like. NCBI's taxonomy places the organism in Eukaryota, Viridiplantae, Streptophyta, Magnoliopsida, Zingiberales, Zingiberaceae. The record is from RefSeq and is a predicted model, not a curated record. The coding region runs from base 788 to 3841 and encodes 1017 amino acids. The transcript has 24 exons.
ACGGAAUUCGCGAUUCUCGCGUUGGCUCCGUCUUCGCUCCAGCGGUGGUUUCCUCUGCACCAUCUUCUCCUCCAAUCGAGUCUACGCCGACAUCUCUCCCCUCGAUUGCGACCGGAAGAUCUCGCGCGAGCUCCUUGAUUGCCAAAUCUCUUGAUCCCUCUCUUCUUCUUCUAUCCAUUCGGAAGGUUCGCCGUCAAUUUGGGAAGCCCCUGUCACAAUCGCCGUUCCUGGAAGGAAGACAACGUUCCAAGUUGCUUCGGCAUUGUGAGGUUGUAGGGCAUUCGAUUUCCGCUUAUCGAUUUGAUAUCCGUGGUGCUGCCGAAUUGGAAGGGAAUCGGCCGUCGCCCGAUUCGAGGAGGUUGCUGUCUCCGUCGCCUUGAGGGGAAGGAGAUUUAGGAGAGAUCGGGACUUACGGAUAAUCCUCGCUCAGGCGAUUCAUGGUGCUGUUGCAGUGAGACAGAAACUUGACGUUCUUUCCUCCCUCGGUGGUAGCUUAGAAGGCUUUCUUAGCGUCCCUACUCCGGUCCAUCCAUAGCCUAGCAAGUCGGGCAGCAGUUUCAAAGGUGAUAAACAUCUUCUUUGGAUCUGCAUUUCAUUGUCAACAAGCCUUCUUCUUAAAGUUGGAUCCUCCCCUUUUGCUUAAGGGCAAGAUUCAACAGAUAAAGAAGUGCAUGUACCAAGCUAAAGGGUUUGACUGGAAUGCUCUAGUACUUGUAAGAAUCUUUGGUAAUUUCUUGAGUAGGUAUUUGGCGUUCUGUUAUACUCUACGAUUGGGGUGUGACAAAAAAUGGGGGUCAUGUCAAGGCGUGUAUUGCCUGCAUGCAGCAGGCUCUGUUGCUUCUGCCCAUCUUUGCGGGCACGAUCACGGCAACCCGUUAAACGGUAUAAGAAACUCCUCACAGAUGUCUUCCCUCGCUCUCAGGAUGGAGAACCAAAUGACAGAAUGAUUGGCAAGCUUUGUGAUUAUGCCUCAAAAAAUCCAAUUCGUAUCCCAAAGAUCACGAACUACUUGGAGCAGAGAUUUUAUAAAGAAUUGAGAAAUGAACAUUUUUCUUUGGCAAAAGUGGUCCCUUGUGUUUAUAGGAAAUUAUUAGCAUCAUGUAAGGAGCAAAUGCCGUUGUAUGCUACUAGCUUGUUGAGCAUUGUGCAAAUAUUACUUGACCAAACACAACAAGACGAUAUGUGUAUUCUUGGUUGUCUUACACUUGUUGACUUCCUUAACAAUCAGGUGGAUAGCACAUACAUGUUCAAUGUAGAAGGCUUCAUACCAAAGCUUUGCGAACUUAGUCGAGAAGUAGGGGAAGAUGAUAGGGGACUUCGUUUGCGUUCCGCAGGCCUGCAAGCUCUUUCUUCCAUGGUGCUUUUCAUGGGUGAAUACUCUCAUAUCUCGAUGAAUUUUGAUGAUAUUGUCGAAGUGAUCUUGGAUAACUACGAGGUUCCUCAAAUUGGCUCUGAUAAUAGUAAGCAUGAUUUCCAGUCGAUUCAUGAUCAGAAUAAAUGGGCUGAGGAGGUUGUUAGGGUAGAAGAUAAUGUUUCAUCCUUCCAGGACUCCUGGAAAAAAGUUCUAACAGUACAUCAGAUCAUAAAUGUGGAACUUGAUGCCACAGUGGACUUGACAAAAUGCCCUGCACACUGGUCAAAAGUUUGCUUGCAUAAUAUGUCUAAACUUGCCAAAGAAGCAACCACUGUAAGACGAGUUUUAGAUCCUUUAUUUCGUAAACUUGACAGUGGGAGGUACUGGUCUCCUGAGAAAGGAGUUGCUUGUUCUGUGCUAUCUGAAUUGCAAGUUCUGAUGGAGAAUUCAGGACAGAAUAAUGAUAUGUUGAUAUCUACAUUAAUAAAGCACCUAGAUCAUAAGAAUACAGGCAAGCAGCUUAUCAUGCAGGUCAAUAUCGUCAAUGUUGCUGCUCAUCUUACAUUGCAAGCGAAACUCCAAGCCUCACUAUCUGUAAUCACUUCAAUAAGUGACUUGAUAAGGCAUUUGCGCAAAUGCUUACAAUUUUCAAUUGAAGCAUCAAAUAUGGAUGAUGAAGAUUCUGAGAGAUGGAACUCUGUGCUCCAUUUCGCUGUGGAAAAUUGUAUCAGAAAAUUAGUCAAUAAGGUUGGAGAUGUUGGACCUAUUAUUGACAUGAUGGCUGUUCUACUGGAAAAUAUUCCUACUACCACUACUGUAGCCAGAGCAACAGUUUCUUCUGUCUACCGCGCUUGUCAGCUAGUUGCCUCCAUCCCUGACUUGUCGUAUCAAAAAAAGGCUUUUCCAGAUGCACUAUUUCACCAGCUGCUUCUAGCAAUGUCACAUCCUGAGCAUGAUAUAAGAGUUGGCUCUCAUCGGAUCUUUUCUUCUGUUCUUACGCCCACAAUUGUUUGUCCUUGGUCAACUCCAGUUAUUCCACUUUCUUUCAAUGGAUAUGAUCCAAAAGGAACACAUUUGGUAGCACUGUCAGGUUAUGCGUCCUCUAGAAUCAUUUUGGAGAAGCUCAGAUUCAAGAACUCCGAUGUCAAUGAAUCCCUAGUAAAUGUAAAGGAAAAAAAUGAGGCCACCGGAAAGAGGAUGGAGGUAGAAUUGCAAAACUCUUAUGCAAGCUCUGAGCAGUACAGAGUUGACCCUUGCCAGAACAAAAGUCAGAGCAUGGCAUUUCUUCAUCAUGAUAAUUCAACUGAGGGGAAUGCAACUGGCAGACUUGCCGAGGAAGAGUUGAUUCUUAUGCGACUGAGUAGUCACCAACUGGGUCUUUUGCUGUCAUCAAUUUGGGUCCAAGCCAUGUCACCAGAAAAUACCCCUGCAAAUUUUGAGGCAUUGGCCCACACAUGCAAUCUGGUUUUAUUAUUUUCUCGAACAAAGAAUUCUAGUCAUGUGGUCCUGGUUCGUUGUUUUCAGUUAGCAUUCUCAUUGAGGAAGAUUGCUCUAGAGAUCAAAAACCCUUUGCAGCCUUCACGUAGGAGAUGUUUGUAUACACUGGCAACAUCGAUGCUUAUAUUUUCAGCCAGGGUAGGUGAUAUUCCAGAUGUGAUUACAUCGGUGAAGAUGGACACAAUGGUUGAUCCUCAUCUUUGUCUAAUUGAAGAGGGUAGGUUGCAAGAAAUAGAAUCUUGCUCUUACAUUUAUGGUUCUGAGGAAGAUGACAUUGCUGCAAUGGAGUUACUUGAGAAAGUUGAAAAUGAUACGCAACUAAAAGAAGCUGUCAUUUCACAGCUGACGAAGAAAUUUGAGAGUCUACCAAAGGGAAAGCUCAUUUGUGUAAGAGAGCAGAUGUUACAAGAAUUUUCCCCUGAUGAUACCCUUCCAACUGGUGCACCUUUGUUCAUGGAGACAUCUUACCCGUCUUCACCUCUUUUUCAAAAUGGACAUCAAUCUUUUGAAGAGGUCAUGACUCCUACAUUUUUGGAGGAUGCGGACCCAUUUUCAGAAGCAUUCAGGAGGCAGUCUGAUGGGAAGAUGCCCGAGUCUAUGAAAAAUUUUGAUGUCUUGAAUGUUAACCAAUUGAUUGAAUCGGUUAACGAGACAGCGCAACAAGUUGCCAGUUCGCCAACUCCAACAAUUCCAGUACCAUAUGACCAGAUGAAAAGCCAAUGUGAAGCCCUAAUGAACGGGAAGAAAGAAAAGAUGUUGGUUCUUCGAAGCUUCAAGCAACCGCAAGUCGACUGCAGAGUCAUGCCAGAAGAGGAAAUCCCCGAUGCAGUGGAUGCAAACUUGGUCCUGCAUUAUCCUGCAGCAGCGCUAAGAUCAAUCGAAGAGGAGCAAGCUCUACACAGUAACCCAUUGCCAAAUGAAUGUGAGGAGUCCUUCAGACUACCGGCCGCGACCCCGUACGACAAAUUCUUGAAAGCUGCUGGCUGUUGAGUCAAUACUGGAUCAGUUUGCGCGUGAUAAAAUCUAAUAAUGUGGCAAAAGGCAAAUGCGCUAAAAUCUAAUAAUGCAUGUUAUAGAGUGUGUCUAUAUUUCCUUUCAUUUAUUCUUUUAUCAGCUAAUAUAUUCUUUCAAGCGACUGUAAACAAGGAAUUGGUGUGUUUAAGUGUUUUUUUUCCCUUUCAUUCAAAUAAAAAGGAUAAUAUUAUAUGCUA